AGAGCAGGGCAGCCCCAUUUGGGGCCCGCGGGCCAAACUUGGCCCGCGACUGAUUUUAUUUGGCCCGCGCCUUACCCACUGUAUAUAUUAUUGUUUUCCACCAUCAGCGCUCGCACUCAUUGAAUAUUGAUUGGUGCACUUCCAUUCCUGACCAUAGAAUAACAUUGUGAAACAUUGAUGGUAGGGUGGCGCUGUUGAGCUCCUAUCCUCUUGCGCUCCAAUCCGAAGUCACGUGACAGCGAGUAAGUGAGACGCAAGGAUGGAGCGGCAGUGGCACACAGACAAACGCAAAUUCAAAAAAUGUUGGGAACAUGAUUAUUUAUUUACCGAGGUCGAUUCCAACGCAAUAUGCCUGGUAUGUAAGCAGAAGGUCGCUGUUUUAAAGGAGUACAACAUUCGUCGUCACUAUGAAACUAUGCAUUCUCACCAGUUCGCAAAAUACACAGGCGAGGACCGAAAGGUAAAGGCGGCAAACUUGCUAAUCAAGCUAGAAACACAGCAGCAAACUUUACUUCAGCCAUCCACCGCACAAGAAAAUGCCACCCUUGCAAGUUAUCGCAUUAGCAACAUCAUUGUCAGAAGUGGACACGCUUUUGCUGCGGGUGAUUUUGUAAAAGAGUGUCUGACAGUUGCUGCUGAAGCUGUGUGUCCAACUCAGAAGCGGGCUUUUUCUCAAAUAAGCCUGUCACGGAACACGGUGACCCGCCGCGUUGAGGACAUGGCCGAAGACGUUCGGGGCCAGAUAGCCCAAAGAGCAGGUCGGUUUUCUGCCUUCUCCAUCGCAUGCGAUGAAAGCACCGACAUAUCGGACUCAGCACAGUUGCUGGUGUUUUUGCGAGGCGUCAAUGAGGACUUUGAAGUGUGCCAAGAACUAGCGGGCCUUGAAACACUGAAAGGGACGACAAGAGGUAUCGAUAUUUUUAAGGCAGUGGAGCAAGUUAUGGACAAGAAUGGUUUGAAGUGGGAAAACCUAUCUGGCAUCACGACUGAUGGAGCCCCGGCCAUGGUCGGUAAGAGAGCAGGCCUAACUGCACUUGUGCAUGUCCGUGAGUGUGGUGGCUCGAUUUUUAAAUAUCAUUGCAUUUUGCAUCAGGAGCAACUGUGCGCUAAGAAUAUCGGCCUAAAGAACGUGAUGCAGGAUGUCGUUGGCAUUGUCAAUAAUAUUCGCUCAAAGGCGCUCUCACACCGUCAGUUCAAAGCUGUUGUUGAUGAGAUGGAUGCCCAGUAUGGGGAUGUAUUGUACCACCAGGAGGUGCGGUGGCUGAGCCGCGGGAAAGUUUUGCGACGUUUCUUUGAGCUGCGUGAGGAAAUCAGGGUGUUUCAAGCCACAAAGGAGAACAACAUCCAAGUGCCCUCGGACAAGCACUGGAUUGCAGAUCUGGCCUUUCUUGUGGACAUCACAGAGCUGCUGAAUAUCCUCAAUCUUCAGCUUCAAGGGAGAGACCAGAUAAUCACUCAGCUGUACGACCAUGUCAGAGCCUUCAAGCAAAAGCUCCAGUUGCUUAGCAGACAUCUCUUAACAGGAAAUUUGGCACAUUUUCCCAGCCUCAGAGAAGUUGGGUUGAUGGAGGAAGACACACCAAAAUACUGCAACAUUCUCAGCGAUCUUGUGGUGGAGUUUGACCAUCGCUUUGAGGAUUUUCGUGGAAACGAAGCAGCAUUUGAGCUGUUUGCCCAACCCUUUGCUGUAAAUGUGGAUGCAGUCAGUGAGGAGCUUCAAAUGGAACUUUUGGAGCUUCAGUCUGAUUCAGAUCUCUGUUGCCGGUUUAGAGAGCUUUCUUUACAGGACUUUUACAAAUCUGUUCCUGCACACAGAUAUGGCAAGAUCCGCAAACAUGCACAGGUGAUGUUCUCCCUCUUUGGAAGUACCUAUGUCUGUGAGCAGGCAUUCAGCCUGAUGAAUCUUAAUAAGUCCAAACUGAGAAAUGCUUUAUCUGACUCUCACCUUCAUGACAUUCUCACUCUGUCAGCUGGAGCCUGAUAUUAAGAGACUUGUAAAAACCAAGGACAGGCUUCAUGUCUCCCACUGAUAGGCCUAUCAUAAUGUAUAGG
Molecule: messenger RNA, 2052 nt
Organism: Gadus morhua (Atlantic cod)
Lineage: Eukaryota; Metazoa; Chordata; Actinopteri; Gadiformes; Gadidae
Product: general transcription factor II-I repeat domain-containing protein 2-like
Exons: 2
Coding region: 260-1981 (573 amino acids)
Source: RefSeq, a predicted model, not a curated record